AUGGCAAACGAACGCGAUAACUCGACCAGGGGCGCAGACCAGAGCGCUCCGAUCUUCGAAUACCCGAUUCCUAUCGAUAACUAUACCCAGAUCGCCUUGCUGGUGGUCUCAUGGCUUUGCAUUGUCGUCUGCAUAUGUGUGGUGACGAUGCGCGUAUGGGCAAGGCGCCGAGUCACUCCAAGACUGGAUGGGGCCGACUACUGUACCUUGACUGCCCUGUUUUUCAACACGGCGCUACAUGUCGACAUCUUGAUCAUGGUACAUCGAGGCGGGUUUGGUUUCCAUGUCGACGAGAUAGCCAAGCGGUUCGGGCCGGAUGCUCUAGAGCUCUUCUUCAAGGUCAUCAUCUCUUUCACCCUACUCUGGUGUGCAACGACGGCCUUCACCAAACUAUCGGUCCUGCUACUAUUCACAACCCUCUUCCCGACGAGGAGGAUGCGGAUGGCUGCAUAUGUCAUGGGAGGCUUUAUCAUCGUGUGGUGCACCGGAGCCGUCGUCGCGACGCUGCUCAUGUGCCAGCCGUUCGAGAUGAACUGGAACCGUUCCAUACCCGGAGGGCACUGUGGGGAUGACCCCCUGUUUUAUACAAUACUCGGAGUGAUCAACAUCAUCGUCGAGGUCGCCAUCUUGCUGCUCCCCAUGCCGGUGAUCUACAAGCUCAACAUGCCACUGCACCGAAGACUUGUCGUAGUCGGCAUGUUCAGUCUCGGGUUCGGCACGUGCGCCGUGACGAUAUACCGUCAGACCAAGCUGGAGGGCCUGGACUUUGAGGACAUGACGCACGAGGGCGCCGUGGCCACCCUCCUGUCGGGCCUCGAACCCUCGGUGGCUCUCACGCUGGCCUGCAUCCCCUUGCUGCGGCCUCUGCUGUGCCGUCGCCCGGACGGCAAGACAUCAUACCCAUCAAGCUUUUACCUCGACAACGGCCGCGGCAGCAGAAGCGGCGACAGCCGAAGGGAGAAGAGGCCGGACAGGACGGGGACGAGGCAGUUGGAUGAGGAGGAAUGCGACCCCGUCGUCGACGUCGGUCUCGAACAGCAUCGGGACGUACUCGACGACGUUGAGCUGAAUCCCGUCAGGGGGAGUCUUGUCGCACAUGAAGUGGAAAUUUUGGCCCAAGAAUCCGAAUCAGGGGAUCUCUUGCGAAGGACAACGUAA
Molecule: messenger RNA, 1158 nt
Organism: Pyricularia oryzae 70-15
Lineage: Eukaryota; Fungi; Ascomycota; Sordariomycetes; Magnaporthales; Pyriculariaceae
Exons: 4
Coding region: 1-1158 (385 amino acids)
Source: RefSeq, a predicted model, not a curated record